AUGGCCCGUUCCCGCGGGGGAUGUCUCAACUGUAAACGGCGCAAACGGAAAUGCGACGAGACGCGCCCAGGCUGCCAGGCUUGCGAGAAGCGGGGGAUCCUCUGCGAGGGCUAUGCCACGCCCUUGCGUUGGGCGAAUGGCAUCGCCUCGAGGGGCCGGUUCGCAGGCGCGUCGGCCCCGGAACCUCUCGUCGGAGAAGCUAGCAAGGCUCCGGCAGAUGAUGGAGACAGUGCCGGGCAGUCUUCCCCAAACUCAGCCUCUACCCCUGGCCACGCCGGCUCCGUCGCCGCUCGCUCUGACCUAUCACCGACCUCGACCGUGUCCGAUACGCAAGAGCAGGUGUUCAAGAAGUUUCUCCAUUCUGGACUGCAUCGGCUGUAUACGACGGAGCAGCACUGUUGGAUCCAGCCCUUCUUUGAAGAGAUGGGUAGGCAGAGCCCUGCUCUGGUCGUCAUCUCGGUUGCUAUCCAGGGCUACCUUGAUGACCGCGCCCGGGGCCUGUCGGUGGCAUCCAUGGAACGAGUCGACCUUGCCCUGCAAACCUUCCGACAAGAACUAUAUGACCGUCAUGAGAAGAUGCAUACCGCCACUGUCUGUGCUGGUCUGUUGGUCUGUACCAUUUGUCUUUUCCAAGCCUUACCGUGGACCAUGAACAUCGAUUUAAUGGUGAACGUCUACAACCUACGACAUAAACUGACCGUCCCCGGUCUAAUACCGAUAGAAGACUUGGGCACACGUCAUGUCUUGGAGGUGAUGGGUGUCAUGGAUCUCCCGUCGAUGGUCAUUGGUCGGACGGGCCAAUCCGUGGGAGUAUGGAAGCUCCUCCGCAAGCUCCAAGACACCCGAAAGGAGGGAAGAGUCGAUGGAAUCGAGGUCGCGUCAGGCAUGCCCAUGUCUCUGCUGGAUAUAUUCGCAAGCAUCCUCGACAAUGACGUCGAAUAUACCGAGAACAGGUUGUGGACCUGGGCAGGGCAGCUUGGCGAGUAUCUACAGUGUCAUCUGUGGGACUGUUGGAGGUUUUCAGCUAUCCUCGAAGUUCGGCGUCGACACAGGAUAGAACGGAAGCAGAAGGGAGUCGAGGUCAAUAACGACCAGGGCUCUGCUGCGGUUCCCAACACAGAGCUGAUCCUCUGCCGACUCAUGUCGUCAAUGGACGCCCUACAUCGAGCAUUCGAAUUGCCGCAGAACCAACAUCUCCUAGUUCACAACGGGCUCAUGUACCCUCUUGUCACCGUCAGCCUCGAGGUGCCCCUUCUGCAGGACCAUCCGGACUGGAAGCACACUCUCGACAGUGUGCGAGCCACUUUUCAAGAGAGGGAUACUUUUAACCUGAUCAACGUGAUAUUCGAUGUUCUGGACGAAGCGUGGCAGACUGGUACCUCGACUUUUGACAUUGAAGAGGCGGCACGUCAGCGGGGAGUUGAGAUUGCUCUUUUCUAG
Fusarium keratoplasticum is the source of this 1440-nucleotide messenger RNA. RefSeq names its product Zn(2)-C6 fungal-type domain-containing protein. Bases 1 to 1440 code for a protein of 479 amino acids. The transcript is spliced from 3 exons. Gene Ontology annotation, biological process: regulation of DNA-templated transcription. Gene Ontology annotation, molecular function: DNA-binding transcription factor activity, RNA polymerase II-specific; zinc ion binding. Lineage: Eukaryota; Fungi; Ascomycota; Sordariomycetes; Hypocreales; Nectriaceae. The record is from RefSeq and is a predicted model, not a curated record.